AGACCGAGCGAGCGAAGAUGCUCCUGGACGCCGGACCCCAGUACCCCGCCAUAGGAGUCACGACUUUCGGCUCCACGCGGCACCACUCCACAGGCGAGGUGACGGAGCGGGAGGUGGCGCUGGGCAUCAACCCGUUCGCGGACGGCAUGGGCGCCUUCAAGAUCAACCACGGCUCCCACGAGCAGACGGCGUUCUCGUCGCAGGCGCCCGGCUACGCGGCGGCGGCCGCCCUGGGCCACCACCACCAUCACCACCACCACCACCCGGGCCACGUCGGCUCCUACUCCACGGCGGCCUUCAACUCCACGCGGGACUUUCUGUUCCGGAACCGCGGGUUCGGGGAGGCGGCGAGCGCGCAGCACAGCCUCUUCGCCUCGGCGGCGGCGGCGGGCAGCUUCGCCGCGGGCCCCCACGGACACUCGGAGGCGGCGGGCCACCUGCUCUUCCCCGGGCUGCACGAGCAGGCGGCGGGCCACGCGUCCUCCAACGUGGUCAACGGCCAGAUGCGCCUGGGCUUCACCGGCGACGUGUACGGCCGCGCGGCCGAGCAGUACGGCCACGUCACGAGCCCGCGCUCCGACUACGCGUCCACGCAGCUGCACGGCUACGGCCCCAUGAACAUGAACAUGGCCGCGGCGCACCACGGCGCCGGGGCCUUCUUCCGCUACAUGCGGCAGCCCAUCAAGCAGGAGCUCAUCUGCAAGUGGAUCGAACCGGAGCAGCUGGCCAGCCCCAAGAAGUCCUGCAACAAGACCUUCAGCACCAUGCACGAGCUGGUCACCCACCUGACCGUGGAGCACGUGGGGGGCCCCGAGCAGACCAACCACAUCUGCUUCUGGGAGGAGUGCUCCCGGGAGGGCAAGCCCUUCAAGGCCAAGUACAAGCUGGUCAAUCACAUCCGCGUGCACACGGGGGAGAAGCCCUUCCCGUGCCCCUUCCCCGGCUGCGGCAAAGUCUUCGCCCGCUCGGAAAACCUCAAAAUCCACAAAAGGACGCACACGGGUGAGAAGCCGUUCAAGUGCGAGUUCGACGGCUGCGACCGGCGCUUCGCCAACAGCAGCGACCGCAAGAAACACAUGCACGUGCACACGUCCGACAAGCCUUACUUGUGCAAAAUGUGCGACAAGUCCUACACGCACCCGAGCUCGCUGCGCAAACACAUGAAGGUCCACGAAUCGAGUAACCCCGGCUCGCAGCCUUCCCCCGCGGCCAGCUCCGGGUACGAGUCGUCCACGCCCCCCACCAUCGUGUCCCCGUCCACGGAGAACCCGAGCGGCGGCAGCUCCAUAUCGCCGACGGCCCCCGGGGGGGUGCAGCACCACGCCACCGCCGCCGCCACCUCCGCGGCCACCGGCAGCCACAGCAGCGCGCUCACGUCCAAUUUCAAUGAAUGGUACGUGUAA
Syngnathoides biaculeatus (alligator pipefish) is the source of this 1403-nucleotide messenger RNA. It is a transcript of the gene zic1, whose product is annotated as zic family member 1 (odd-paired homolog, Drosophila). Gene Ontology annotation, molecular function: DNA-binding transcription factor activity, RNA polymerase II-specific; RNA polymerase II cis-regulatory region sequence-specific DNA binding. Gene Ontology annotation, cellular component: nucleus. Gene Ontology annotation, biological process: regulation of transcription by RNA polymerase II; central nervous system development. The transcript has 3 exons. The record is from RefSeq and is a predicted model, not a curated record. Bases 18 to 1403 code for a protein of 461 amino acids. NCBI's taxonomy places the organism in Eukaryota, Metazoa, Chordata, Actinopteri, Syngnathiformes, Syngnathidae.